Messenger RNA from Necator americanus (New World hookworm), 525 nucleotides. RefSeq lists its product as uncharacterized. Gene Ontology annotation, molecular function: RNA polymerase II cis-regulatory region sequence-specific DNA binding; DNA-binding transcription factor activity, RNA polymerase II-specific. Gene Ontology annotation, cellular component: nucleus. The record is from RefSeq and is a predicted model, not a curated record. The coding region runs from base 1 to 525 and encodes 174 amino acids. The transcript has 4 exons. Lineage: Eukaryota; Metazoa; Nematoda; Chromadorea; Rhabditida; Ancylostomatidae. Gene Ontology annotation, biological process: regulation of transcription by RNA polymerase II; neuron differentiation; multicellular organism development.
AUGCACGAGAAACUUAAGUUCGGCAUCGACUCAAUUCUUGACCCCUGUUUCGGCCGACAAUGCCAGGAAAAGGAUCUGGUACAGGAGAAAGUUUUGGAUCUUCAUAGUCCUUCCGCCAUCAGCCCUAGUUCGUCGUUUGGCGCCAGUCCGCCAACGCCCAUCAUCGACAAUCGAGCUCUUUUUCCCGCAUGGGUUUUCUGUACUAGAUAUUCAGAUCGUCCCUCGUCUGGCCCUCGCUCACGAAAGCCACGAAAGCGGGAUAUCUCCGAUGAAGAAAAGCGACCGCGUACCGCUUUCACUCCAGGCCAGCUGGAUCGACUCAAGAAGCAAUUCCUCGAUAACAGGUAUUUAACCGAAAAACGGCGACAAGAACUCGCUCAUGAGCUUGGCCUCAACGAAUCGCAAAUCAAAAUAUGGUUCCAGAAUAAACGUGCGAAGCUGAAGAAGGCGACCGCAGAACGACCACCGUUAUCCAUUCAACUUAUGGCACACAGCCUCUACAAUCAAAAUGCCAUCCAUCCAUGA